Molecule: messenger RNA, 1182 nt
Organism: Mollisia scopiformis
Lineage: Eukaryota; Fungi; Ascomycota; Leotiomycetes; Helotiales; Mollisiaceae
Exons: 1
Coding region: 1-1182 (393 amino acids)
Source: RefSeq, a predicted model, not a curated record
AUGAAUAACAAUCCUCCACAACCUCCUCCAUAUGGGGGCAAGUAUGAUUGCGCUGACCCCAACCCUUCGUGGACCCCUGAACAACGCGAAAGGUGGUUGCUUCGUCAGCUCGAGAUCAAUCGACGAAACGUCGUAGGACAGGUAACGAACAUUGCGAGUUAUCUGCUUUCAAAUAUUGACUCGACUCAGGCGCAAUCACAGCAACCACAGCAGUCACGAAGAGUUAGUCAACCCAAUCGCCAGCGUAAUCGCAGAAAUGUUCCAGCCUAUGCGCCGCAGAGCUCCGUAUCAGAGACGACGACGCAACAAGCAAGAAAAGCCGGGAGACGUUCGAAACGGGGUCCAUGGGAUCCAGAUGCUCCUUGUUGCGAGUGCGGCUCUUUCGAGCAUCAACUUGCUAAUCAUCCCAACCCGAGCACCCCCGAAGGGUACCUUCGUGGAUGUCUUCCAUGCAAUACCAAGGACCAUUCACACAAUCAGUGCCCAAAUCGAAAGAAGACGGGCAUCUUCCAUUACUAUCGCAAGCAACGAGAUGGACUCUGUCCAGCAGAAUGGCAUGGAGAUAUGAGAGAAAUUCCGACCAAGAAGGGCGAAUACCAGCUGGAACUAAUGCCGUUGACGCCGAGUUUCGCAUUGCGCAAUCUGUACGAGGACGUGCUUAACUUUAAGCAUCCAGGCAGGGGUGGUAAUGUAGAACUCAAGAGCGACCCGUUUUGGGAAUCGGAUCAAGCAUGGAGUAAUGUUGGAUGCUUUUCUAAUCCUCUUGCUCGCGUUGAUGCAGAGGAACUCGAGAAGUGGAAGUCAGAGAGUAGCAGUCGAUAUGCAGAAAUGCGAAGCGUCCUCGCAAAGAUGUACAACGAGCGACAAGAGUCGGCACCAACUGCAGCCCAAUUGAGCAACUUCUCGAGCAUGAUCCUCCCACUAGCAGCGGCAUCAACACCUCGACCUCGUACGAUGGAUGGUGAGGCACACCCAUCAAUCCAACGCGCUGGUCAGAACCAGCAAGACCAAGACCUCCGAAGACAGGGUACCGAACGACGGUAUCCUUCUUCAAUGUCUCCUCAACUGGCCUACCCACCCGCCUCAAAUGCCUCGUUGAACCCCCAACACAUCACACCUCGAGACAGAGACACGAGAGACCAAUGCGAACUUUCUAGAAACUUGGCUCGAGGAUCAUAUUGA